ACAAUGAAUAUUAGUUGACAACCCUAAGUGGCUAAGCACGCAAUCUUUCCCCGGCAAGUAAAGCGAGUUAGACGAGAAGCACACUAGUCAGUCAGCCAUCGUGAGCCUCGUCGCUUGCCAAACUUUCUUGUGCUGUUGUGUUUGAAACUACUUGAUAUUGCGCGCUGGAGGCAAGAUGAAUUCAGAAGUGAACGAAUGGUACAAAGGGCGUAAUGUCCUCGUCACAGGAGCUUCAGGGCUCAUGGGGAAGGUUCUCAUUGAGAAGAUGCUAUACAGCGUGCCCGAUAUAGGCUGUGUGUACGCACUCGUGCGCUCCAAGCGGGGCAAGACGCCGGAAUCACGCAUUGAAGAUAUGUGGAAACUACCGCUGUUCUCAAGAAUAAGAGAAGAGAAACCACAUAUGAUGAAGAAACUCGUUCCCGUAUCUGGUGAUAUCAUGUACGACAAUUUAGGAAUUGAUUCUAAAAUAUUGGAACAGAUUUAUGAUGAGGUAUCGGUGGUGUUCCACUUUGCGGCCAGCCUCCGCCUCGAGGCGCCGCUGAAGGAGGGUCUGGAGAUGAACACCAAGGGCACCAUGAGAGUGCUGGAUGUGGCCAAGAGAAUUAAAAACCUCGUAUCCUUUGUACACCUUUCUACGGCUUUCUGUUACCCUGAUUAUAGCAGGAUGGCUGAAAAGGUUCACGACCCACCGGCGAAUCCUCACGAAGUAUUGCAAGCGGCUAGUUGGCUGACCGACGAGCAGGUCAACCUCCUGACGCCGACCUUGCUGCAGUCGCACGCGAACUCAUACACGUACUCCAAGAGGCUCGCAGAAACUCUUGUCAAGGAGCAAUACCCUGAACUGCCAGUAUGCGUAGUGCGACCGAGUAUCGUGACCCCUUCGUAUAAGGAACCGGUAGAAGGUUGGGUGGACAAUUUGAAUGGUCCUGUAGGGUUGAUGGUAGGCGCGGGUAAGGGUGUCAUCCGCUCCAUGCACUGCAUCGGCCACUACCACGCUGAAGUUAUCCCGGUUGAUAUCGCUAUUAAUGCUAUAAUUGUGAUCCCUUACUACAUCAACUCUCUACCCGAAAGAAGUCCAGAAAUUCCGGUUUUCAACCUGACAUCGGGUGAUGAUAGAGAUACAACGUGGAAGGAGGUACUCGACGUUGGAAAGGCGACAGUCCGGAAAUAUCCUUUCGAAGGUCCCCUCUGGUACCCGGACGGGAACAUUCGUCAUAACAAAUUCAUACACAGCAUCUGCGUCUUGUUCUUCCACAUACUACCCGCCUAUCUCAUCGACUUCUUAAUGCUUAUAUUUGGACAGAAAAGAUUUAUGGUACGGAUCCAAAAUCGCAUAUCAGUUGGGUUGGAAGUCCUCCAAUACUUCACAACUCGCGAGUGGUGGUUCGACACGCACAACUUUAAAGCAUUGUCUACGCGCCUUAAUCAGGUGGACACGAAGACCUUUCCGAUGGACUUGAAAAUAAUCGAAGUGGAACCUUACAUCGAAAGCUGCAUGUUGGGAGCUAAAAUGUUCUGUCUAAAGGAAAAACUCGAGAAUCUUCCCAAAGCAAGACUGCAGAACAAUAUACUCUACGUUCUUGAUUUGGUGGUGACUGCUUUCGUGUUCUACCUUCUACCAUUAUACUUGUUAGCUACAUACGUCGAGCCUUUCAGAAUGCUACUCUCAUUUGGAGGUCCAUUUGUUAGAUAUCUGCCACUUGUAGGAAAAGCUGUGUUUACAGAGGGUUAGAAUUGUCUUAACAGAUUUUUUAUGUAAAUAGUACUGUAAAUUAAAUCAAUAUUUUGCAUACAUUUAAAGGGACUAGUUUUAAACAAAUUUUAC
This is a messenger RNA of Papilio machaon (common yellow swallowtail), 1825 nucleotides long. Its product is annotated as putative fatty acyl-CoA reductase CG5065. Gene Ontology annotation, biological process: long-chain fatty-acyl-CoA metabolic process. Gene Ontology annotation, cellular component: peroxisome. The transcript has 9 exons. The coding region runs from base 176 to 1732 and encodes 518 amino acids. The record is from RefSeq and is a predicted model, not a curated record. Gene Ontology annotation, molecular function: alcohol-forming very long-chain fatty acyl-CoA reductase (NADP+) activity. NCBI's taxonomy places the organism in Eukaryota, Metazoa, Arthropoda, Insecta, Lepidoptera, Papilionidae.